Molecule: messenger RNA, 2826 nt
Organism: Mercenaria mercenaria
Lineage: Eukaryota; Metazoa; Mollusca; Bivalvia; Venerida; Veneridae
Exons: 1
Coding region: 1-2826 (941 amino acids)
Biological process (GO): DNA integration
Molecular function (GO): nucleic acid binding
Source: RefSeq, a predicted model, not a curated record
AUGUCCGAUGUCCUUAGUGCUGUGGACAAGAUGUGCAAUCAGGCAUUUGUGGAUAUUAAAACUGGACCUCUUGGGAAACAAAUUUCUUUCAAGAUAGACACUGGCGCACAGGUGAAUAUUUUACCUCAUUUUGCAUUGCAACAAUUAGGUGUAAAAACCGCACUCUGUUCCUCUGUAACGAAGCUCACAGGUUAUAAUGGCAACCCUUUAGUAUGUCUAGGUUCCAUUACCCUGCAGUGUACCCAUGAACCUUCUGCACAGAACAAGUAUGUAGAAUUUCAUGUAGUAGACACCCAGUCACCACCCUUGUUUGGUUUUCAGACUUCCAUAGAUUUUGGCCUAGUUAAACUCGCACAUGCUGUCACUUCCAAUUAUGUAUCCUCCCCGCUUAACAAAACAGCAGUGCUGAAUGAAUAUUCCCAGGUUUUUAAGGGCAUUUGCUCUAUUCCAGGGCAAUGUUCUAUUUAUCUGAAACAUGAUGCUAAUCCUGUGGUUCAUCCUCCACGUAGGAUUCCUGUUGCAUUACGAGAUGAAUGCAAGAAGGAGCUAGAUAAGAUGGAGAAAUUGGGGGACAUUACAAAAGUAAGUGAGCCUACUGAGUGGGUCAAUUCAAUGGUGACAGUACAGAAAAAAUCAGGUGACUUGCGAAUAGUACUUGAUCCGGGUGACUUGAACAGAAACAUUCAACGUCCUUAUCAUCCGACGAAAACACUGGAUGACAUACUUCCCCAGCUAAACGAUGCUACAUUUUUUACAAAAUUAGACGCUAGGUCAGGUUACUGGGCCAUGCAUUUGACAGAGAAGUCUUCCAUGUUGACUACAUUCAAUACCAUAUUUGGGAGGUACAGGUAUCUGAGGCUUCCAAUGGGUAUUUCGUCUGCCAUGGAUCUGUUCCAAAAGAAAAUAGACGAAAUAUUUGAGGGUCUCCCAGGGGUAGCUGCCAUAGUAGACGAUAUUUUAGUAUAUGGCAAAACAAGGGAGGAGCAUGAUGCGAAUUUGAGAGCAGUGCUCCAAAGGUCACUAGAACAAGGUAUACGCCUUAAUCCAGAUAAGCUGGAGGUUGGGCAGUCCCAGAUUAGUUAUUUCGGUCAUGUGAUAUCUAAACAAGGUCUUAGCUCAGAUCCAGACAAGGUGUCUGCAAUUCGAGAAAUGCCUAUCCCGGAAAAUAGGUCACAACUCGAAACGGUACUUGGCAUGAGUCAGUAUCUCGCUAGAUAUGCACCUAGGCUAUCUGAGGUCACUUUGCCCUUACGAGAAUUAUUGGCGAAGGAUGUAGAAUUUCUCUGGGGUGAAUCACAGCAGCAAGCUUAUGAUCAGAUGAUUGAUAUCAUAACGCAAGCUCCUGUCCUUGCUUUCUUUGACCCGGCCAAACCCUUAGAGUUGCAAACCGACGCAAGUAGGUCAGGACUUGGGGCCACACUCCUUCAAGAAGGCAGACCUAUAGGUUAUGCCAAUAAAAGUCUUACGCCAAGCCAAAUGAACUAUGCUAUGAUUGAGUUAGAGUGUCUUGGACUGGUAUUUGGCUUGAAGAAAUUCCACCAGUGGGUGUAUGAGAAAAAAGUCAAAGUAGUUACAGACCACUUACCAUUGAUAGCUAUAUGUAAGAAACCCUUAUUUGCUGCACCUGUUAGGUUACAGCGGCUGCUCUUAAACAUUUCACAGUAUGAUAUAGAUGUCACUUAUAGGCAGGGAACUCAGAUUCCUUUACCAGAUACUUUGUCUAGAUUUCCGGUCAAGGAUACAGAUCCGUCCCUGACGGAAACUGUAGAAGUCCAGGUUAAUAUGGUCAAAAGAAGCUUAAAGGUAAGUGACCGGAAAUUACAAGAAAUCAAGGUCAAUACUGACAGGGACGAACAACUUUUGUCCCUGAAGCAAGUCAUUAUUGAAGGUUGGCCUGAUGAAAGAAAUCACUGCAAGUCAGAACUGCUAGAUUUCUGGAAUUACAGGGAUGAGCUUACCGUCAUGGAUGGGGUAAUAAUGAAGGGUCAAAAAAUUGUUAUUCCUAAAUCCCUAAGGGCGGACUUAUUGUCAAAACUACAUUCUUCAAGUCAUAUGGGAAUAGAGAAAACAAUAAGUAGAGCAAGUGAUAUUGUUUUCUGGCCUAGAAUCACCCAGGAAAUUAAAGAUCUCGUUCUGAAAUGUCCUGUAUGUUUGCAACACAGAGACUCAAACCAGAAAGAACCGCUUGUCUACACCCAAGUUCCGGAAUACCCAUGGCAGGUAGUUGGCACAGACCUUUUUGAAUUCAAUGGCAAAGACUUUUUGAUAGUCGCUGACCAUUAUUCACAUUACUUUGAGGUCAAAGAGCUGCCUAACUGUAGAAGUUCGACAGUUAUAAGUAGGCUCAAGGGCAUAUUUGCUAGAUUUGGCAUACCAGAAAUUGUAGUAUCUGAUAAUGGGCCAUGCUAUGCAUCUCAUGAGUUUGCAAACUUUGCAAAGCUCUGGGAUUUUACACACCAGACCACAAGUCCUUACCACAGCUCCGGUAAUGGUUUUGCGGAAGCGUACGUGAAAAUUUGCAAGCGCAUUUUCACGAAGGCCAGUGCAUCAGGCACCGACCCAAUGAUAGGAAUACAAGAACAUAGGGUUACAAAACUUAAAAUAGGUUUUUCACCCAGUAAAAUCAUGUUCCAACGUCAAAUUAGGUCAGUGUUGCCAGUUGCUAAGUCACAAUUACUUCCCCGGCAAAUCUCACACAAGGUCAUUCGUGAGAAAUUGUCAGCAAACAAGGAAAGGGAGAAAGUGUUUUAUGAUAUGACAGCCAAGCAUUUACCACCAUUAGAAAUAGGAGAUUCGGCACGAAUUCAGCAAGCAAAUAAAAAGUGA